GUUACACGAUCCGAGGCAUGGUGUUUUUCCGGUCGCCUAGAUGCACGUCCAUGUCCAUUACUAACAUCAGCAGAAAGGAGUGAACAUCAUAGUGGGACAGACGGUACCAUCCUGGUCUGGAUUGCUUGUCUCUACACCACCUUACCAUCAUGGGUGAGACGGAGAAACAGCCCGAACAACCCAAGGCUGUCCAGCAGAAGAUGGUCAUCGCUAACAAAGUGACCGGAACUGUGAAAUGGUUCAAUGUCAAGAGUGGCUACGGUUUCAUUAAUAGAAACGAUACCAAGGAAGAUGUGUUCGUCCAUCAAUCGGCCAUCGUCAAGAACAACCCGAGAAAGGCUGUACGUAGUGUAGGAGAUGGCGAGGUCGUUGAAUUCGAUGUCGUUAUCGGUGAGAAGGGUCAUGAGGCAGCCAAUGUCACUGGUCCAGCAGGUGAAGCAGUAAAAGGUUCACCUUACGCCGCGGACAAGCGUCGCGGAUAUCGUGGUAUUCACUGGGUGUAUCCGAGACGUGGUAAUGGUCGACCGCAAAAUCGUAGAUCACGUGAAGGCCAAGAGGGUUAUGAACAAGGAGAAGGAAAGAUCGGCGAUGACGCAAACGCCGAGGGAGGCGGCCAGCCACAGCAGCAACAGCGUCGUUAUAGGCUGCGUCGUCAUUAUGAUGGUUAUUAUCGUGGAGGACGGCGUUCCGGGCCCAAUUCAUCACAGCAGCAAGGAGAUGCUGGCGAAGGUGGUGAGCAAGCGGAAGGAACCGGCGGUGAAGGUGGAGCUCCGCCGCGCGGUGGUGGUCGUGGACGCGGUGGUCCAUCACGACGUUACUUCCGCCGCAAUUUCCGCGGAGGAAGAGGUGGUGGUCCGCCACGACGUCCUCGCAGUCAGGAUGGCCAGGUGACCGAUGACGAGGCUGUUGGCGAGAAUGCACAACUCGGUACUUCGCGGAGAAAUCCACAACCACGUUACAGACGACGAUUAGUACGACGACCUCGUGCGACAUCGAGCCAACAGACGAACACAGUAGAGAGCUUACCAUCUGCGGAGACAAAACGCAAAUCCUCCAAUUCCGCUUCCUCUCCCGUCACGUCUCUUCAAACACAGAUUACCGAUAUCCCUUCCAAGUCCUGCGAUAAAUCCCCCAAGUCGGAGCAGAAGUCUGAUGCACCUAAAGAUUCGGAUGCACCUGCCGCUGCCCCUGCUCCACAGGAGAGCCAGCCGGUGCAGAACACCACCACCGAAAGCACCGCCUAACCGAGACAGAAUAACGCGCUAUUACCGCAGGACACUCCUUUUUAACAUAUAACACCAACACCCGUUAUACGCUGCUACAUCGACAACAAAACAAUUGCAAAAAAAUCCAAAAAAAUAUAACAAAAAAAGAAAUCAACAAACACUACUCCACACUCUCUCCACGAAAGCAAAUUAAAAUUAAGAUAUGUAUGAAAAUUGAGAAGCAUACAGUUGUGCUUGACGAAUUCUUUUAAAGAUAACAUAGUUUCAUCCCUGAUAUCUAGGCUCGACUUAAGUUAUUUCGCUGGAAGAACUUGUUGAGAAUAGCCGUAUGCUUCUCGGGAAUUCGGACAGAAGGGUAAAGCAAUUACGGAGUACAGAGCGAUGAAUUCGAGCGCGGCAAGAGAUAGAUAUAUCUAUAUAUAUUUUUUUGUUUUUGUUUUUGUUUUUGUGUAUUUCUUGUUUCGUACAUUACUUCUAAUUUGUCUCCGGCAAGGCGCAUUAUAAAUCGUUUCAUAUACGAUAUUUGAGUUUAUUGCUACAUUUCCGCGACUUUCUUCACUUCCGGCGACUUUUCCAUCAAAAGGAGUAGUGAAAACUGAUAUGUGGAUACUGCUGAUAAAUGAAUCGAAUAUUUGCCUGUCUCGGAAUCAGUCGUUUCUUUUUGGCUUGUAUUUCAAAAAUUGAUGAGCUACCGUAUUGCUUUCACUCUUUCAGUAAGAAGAAUUGGAGUCGCCGUGGUCACAACAUUAUCCUUGAGUAUUUUAAAAUUGUACUGUUGAUUGUAAGGUGAUUGUAUUCAUUAAUAAGUGUAGAGUAAGUGCAGGACAAUUCUGAUAAUCGAGGAUGACAAUGAGGCCGUGGUUCUAAUUUUCUUAUACUUUACAGGCGAUCACAAACAGAAACAAUUAUUGUAAUAGCAUUUAUCUCGGCCAUAUUUUUACAAUUGUUAAUAUUGGCCCCUGGUGGGUCUCCGGCGGUGUAUUAUUAAUUAGUGAUUAUUGUUUUGACUUUAUGCAUUAUUGGUUACUCAUGAAAUUGGACGCGAAAACUCAUGAGAUAUCACGUCGUGAGUUUUCCUGUGCUGUGAGCGGCGCUCGAAGGUACACUGAAUUUUGAUCGCGUUCUUUUUUUGUCGACGACGACAAUGCGUAUACUUGUACAUCAUAUAAAUCGUGUUAUCGGGCCUAAAGGCACUUCGAGCUAACCACAAGCAGAGAGGACGGCUCCUCACCGUGAAACCUCAAAGAUUUUCGCGCGUGAAUAAAUCGUCCGGUCAUUUCUAAAAUUAACUUCGGUCGACCAUGCACCGGGCAAGUCGUUUUUUUUUUAUAUUAAAUCACUGACCCGCUUGCAUGCGGCAAUCGACUCGAUUUGACUUUUCGAAACAAGAGCCGGGCGUAUCACAUACAUCGGCUCGACUGACAAUACAAGUAUCGUAGACUGUCACGAGAGUACGAAAUAGAGCGCGAACAAAAAUGAGAGAGAAGGAAAGAGAGAGAGAGAGAGAGAGAGAGAGAGAGAGAGAGAAAAACAACUUUAUAUAAUUUUGCAUGAAACUAAUUUUUAAAAUUUUAGUUUGUAGUAUCGUCGACGGAUAAAUAAAAUAAAUAUAUAUGUCUACUUUCUUUAAAAAAAAAUGAAAUCUUUAAAAAAUGAAAAGAAAAAUUGAAAUAUUUAUUAUUUGGCGAAAUUUCAUUGAUUUCUGAUUUCCGUCUAUAUCCAGGCGACACAAAUAUAUCUGCAAGAUAUCAUCACAUCACGAAGAGUCCAUUAGAAAAAGACAUCCUAAUUUUUCACACGUCUUCGUGUCGUUUGGGUGUAGCGUUACCCAUGUUUAUUGUUUCCGUCGUCGUGUAAUUCUGUGCUCGUCGACCAGUGAUGCACAAAAUGUAUUCGCGAAGGAAGAACGAUUUCAGAUAACGGUGCGUGUCGCGAGACAUAAAAAUACAUAAAAAACGCAUAUUUUCGUGAGAGACGUAACGGGCGUGGAUUUUUGAUGCACGCUGUUCGCGCGUCGACAGAUAUGUAUAUUUAAAAUCGUUACUCGCGAAUACAAUUUGUCCCAACUUGCCACCACUUAACACGCGGUAGUCAUAUCCUCUGUCUGGGUAUCGGCAGGAGGAUUCCACCUAAGAUAUUACCGUAUAUAUCGUUACCGAUGAUCGUCUUUAAUUGUGUCUCACUGUUCUAUCACGUCCCGUUUGUGAAGUAGCGUUUACUACGCCACGAAACCCGAGUGUGUCGAGUCUUCGUAAAAUUGCAUAAUAAUCUUUUGUUUGUGUAAACGAAAAUCUGAGAGAUCGAGAAGUUCUGAUACCUCAAGGUACGAAACAUCCGAUUGGUCAGGAUUAGCGGUUUAAGGGAAUAAUAAAAAAAAAAGAGUAAAAAAGAAAGAGGAGAGAAAGAGAGAGUGUGUGCGUGAGUGUGGUGCCAAGUGGAGAGAGACAAACACGCGGUUACGUUACGGCGGACGCGUUUAUAUAUACAUACAUACAUACACAUAUAUAUAUAUAUAUGUAUAUAUUUGCAGUACUUUUACAACUGAAUAGUGAAAUGAAAUAAGCGAGGCAAUCGAUCGCUGAUUCGAUUCCGAAGUCGCCGUAAUUUUUCUUUUUUUUUUUUUUCCCCCAUUCGACUCCGUAAGAGAAAACCCAGCGGACACGAGAUGCUGCUAUCGAUCGAGCAUCACUCGCGUUUUCCGCUUUUCUAUUACACCGCAAUCUGCGUUCGUUGGGACAAAAGCCCGUGGCGACUCUUCGGAUCGCAUUGUUUAACGUAAUCACCCUCCGUUGUCUAACGUAACCGCGCGUUCUCACGAAAAAACACGGUAGAAAGAAAUAUAAAAAAAAAAGAAAAAAAAAGAAAUCCAAGAGAGACGGCCUCUCGAGACGGCGGAAGAGAGAGGCGCAGAA
This is a messenger RNA of Atta colombica, 4138 nucleotides long. It is a transcript of the gene yps, whose product is annotated as Y-box factor homolog. Gene Ontology annotation, molecular function: nucleic acid binding. The record is from RefSeq and is a predicted model, not a curated record. Bases 150 to 1244 code for a protein of 364 amino acids. Gene Ontology annotation, biological process: regulation of gene expression. Gene Ontology annotation, cellular component: nucleus. Lineage: Eukaryota; Metazoa; Arthropoda; Insecta; Hymenoptera; Formicidae. The transcript is spliced from 8 exons.